AUGGGCUUAAACUCAACCAGUAUGGUUGUAGAUAAACAAGAACUGGACCAAGUUAAGAAGUUGCUCUUUGACGGCUUACAAAUCACUUACGAAACUUACGCAAACUGUGGGAUUCAUUCAGAAAAAUGUGGAAAAUGUUUUGAUGCAUUGAUAAAUUCGUUUUCGGCAUUCAGAAAUCUCUGCAAUCAAUUUGAAGAUGAUCUAGAGAUGGAGCGCAAUGUCAUUUCAUUUGAAUCACGUCAAUGGUUUGAGUUCAUUCUGUAUUCGCAGAAGUACUUCAAUGAAGCAACGAUUGAGGUUUCACGGAUGAUUCAUGCAAGCGAGAAACAAGACUUGAUUCAGAUCUUAAUACAUUGGUCAUCUUCGCGGUAUGAUCUUGGAGUCUUAGCACAAGGUGUCAACUCGAAGUUGGGAGAAAGAAUCUCCUUGGUUGCUGCGCACUGUUGCGAAUUCAGCCAUGCAUUGAUGGAGAGUUCGAUCAAGCACGAUGCCGCGACAUUCUCUAUCGCAAAGAUCAUAAGUGAGCCAUAUGAAGCCAAAGGCUAUCUUUUUCUCAAAACAUUCAAGGAAUCAUUGGCAUCCGGUAAGUUGGAUCCAAACUCAUCAUUUGCAACUCUCAUCCAAGCAAGGUCUGCCUUCGAUAAAUAUCAUCAAUCUCUCAAGAUACAGAAACAUGUUGGAGAGGAGAAGAGAUUCACAGAUAAAACAGAAUGUAGCCCAGAAGACGAGCAGACAGAAGAUCUGCAAGCUGCUCUCUGCAAGCUUGAGGAGCUCAUCUUGACGCAAAAGUCCCUGGAAGCCAGACUCACCUCGGUGCAGAGAGAAAUACAUGUUCAGACACGGGCAUUGCAACAUGAACAGAGGUGUGAAGAAAUUCUCAAUCAUGUUUCAAGUCAUCGCCUCGAUCUUUGCUUUGAAGAAAACAUCCACAGCCAGGACAUGGAGUUGAAUGUGCGAAGCAAUGCGAAUCUUGCUACGCAAAUAGCGAAAUUCGUAUCUGAUUCGAGCGCAUCAGUGCAUGGCGAGUUGUAUAAGAUCAUCAUAAAGUCCCUGAGGAAGGAGUUUGAAUCUGUGACCAGUCUGGUUUCAGACGAGCUUGCUUUGAUGCAAUCAAUCAAUGUCAACGCUGAUUGCUUUAAACUCGAUUCGAAAGUGAAAGAAAGCUUCUCUUCAUUCUGUAUGGAAGACUGGGUGACAUCUGCAAGACAGCAAAACGAAUUGUUUGAAAUUUGUCAAUAUCUUUCGAUUCUUCUUCAAGAUUGCAAGGACCUUAGACCCAAUUCUGAUGAGCUUGCAAAACUUGUUGAAACGUACCUCCAUGACUUGAAUGCACAGAGAAAUCGCAUCAACCAACAGUUCUCGUUAGUUCCGAGCUACAGAAAUUCACCAAAGGUUGUCAAAGGCAUGCAAAAGAAAUGUUGGAUUGUAGGUUUACUACAAGACCAGGAGAACAGCGCUACUUUUCACGAUUGUAUUUCUUAUAUUCUAGAUGUUGACAAGGCAAUGCAGAAAGCUGUCCAUAUAAAGCACAACGGCGAUGUUUUGAAGGAUUUAUUCUAUACGCCUACAUCGAUGCUGGAUUCUCAGGCUCCUUCAAACUCACUGUUGACAUUGCAUGGCCUGGGCCUUUCUGACCCCGAGAUCAUGCAAAUCAAUGCGUCUUGCGUGUUUGAGGUGGAAACGGAUCCCUCAGCAAUGGCUGAGAGCAGUUCAAGAGACAAAGAGAACGAUUCUGAUCCACUUACAAUUCCUUUUAGACAAAUGCUGACCCAGGUAGAAGAAUUCCGACCAGAUUUGAUAUUGGCUGUAUACGACUUACAAUCCAUCGAGUCAUUUGAUGCAAUGGAGAUGAGACAAGAAUAUUCUCGCGAAGAUUAUCGUCGCUUCUACUUGCAUUGUUGCAAACUUCAAGAAACAGCAAGGAGGCUUUGUAAUGAUAAGAUUAUCUACAUUUCCAGCCCCGUGGCGGCUUCAGAAACGUACGAGCUUGCAAACAGUCUGAAAAUGGUUCGGACUCUCCGAUGCAUCAUGGGCGCGUGUUUAGGAUGCGAAGGAGCAGACGAGGAUUUGCUCCCAUGGCCGGUGAUGAGUGACGAAGUAGCUGCGAUGGACGUUGAUCAGUCUCUUGACUCCUCUGACGAAGUGGAGGAGAGUGAAACGAGCGGCUUGCGGGGGCAGCACGACAUGGAGGCGUCAGCGAAUAUUUCCAACGAGCCGUCUAUCAGUGUCGCAUCUUCAGAAUCUGAUGAGGUGGACGAGGAGUUGCAGGCAGACGAAGAGGAUACAGAACCGCACGAGGGAUCCUCGGCGGACAACGAGUACAUUCCUUCCUCCUCCAAGAAAUCUGAAAGACCAGCGACGAAGAAGAAGGCUGACUCUAGAGCUCCUUCGCGUUUCUGGCGACCCCCUCCCACUGACAACGAGCCUGUCUUCCAAGCUGCUGGAAUGCUGCUGGACCUUGCGGACCGCAUCCCGUACAACUCAGUGAAGGAGCCGAAGGCUAGCGUGUGGGAGAACUUUCGGGUGACCACGGAAGCAUGCAACUCAGCGAGAGCGGUAGCAGAGAAGCUGCUGUGGUUCUCGGAGCAGCUUGUUCCAAGGAUCAUCAAGAAGGGAUGGACGGAGGGAGGAGAAGAGGCAUGUCAGAAGGAGAAGUGGGAGGAAUUUUGUAGGAACUGCUCGCAAAGGGAGGAGAUUGUGAAUGCGCUGCGACAGUUUGAGAGGCUGGCGAUCGACUGGGACGAGGUGUCUGCAGCCUUCAGGGAAGAGUGGCAGUCGCAGAGGAGCAAGAAGAGCUCAUCCAAGGGGAAGCGCAAGGCGCUGUCGCAGAGGGAGGAGGUAGCGCUAGCAGCAACAACACAGCUUGGUAACUAUGUGACCGAUGAAGCAUCCGAGGUCGACACCGUCAAGGUGGAGAAGAGGGUGGCUCCCUUGAUCUUUGGGGUCGACGGAGAAGUUCUCGGCCUGGCUGAGCAUGAGGGAAAGAGCUGA
Guillardia theta CCMP2712 is the source of this 2991-nucleotide messenger RNA. RefSeq lists its product as hypothetical. NCBI's taxonomy places the organism in Eukaryota, Cryptophyceae, Pyrenomonadales, Geminigeraceae. The coding region runs from base 1 to 2991 and encodes 996 amino acids. The transcript is spliced from 12 exons. The record is from RefSeq and is a predicted model, not a curated record.